GCGUUGCUCGUCGCUGCCACACAGACAUUACAUCUUAAUCCGUGGUUCGAUUCCGAUAUUCGCAAUCGCGAUUUCCAUCAUCGUCCCAUCGAGAUAACUUCUACGUGACUGUUCGUCCCGAUUUCUCGAGCUAUCGAUGCUUUGUCCGUUCCCGAAGAAACCGUCCCUUAUCCUGGCGGGAGGGGAGACCCAUAGCAGCCCUCCUUCCCAGGGGUGUUCUACGCAGAUAAUAUAAAGCGGUCGCGGGGAUUAUCCUGAUCAUUAAGUGUCUUGUGACCUGCUGGCGACGCUGUCCACGACAAAUAGUACCUGUACCUGAUAGAUAACAGCCAGAUCAGAGGAUAAAUCACCGCGUGAUGGGGAUCGAGACUGAACUCGUCAACCAGAAAUACGUCAAUGGCGUUGCCGAAAUUCCAGAAUGUCGUGACCGGUCCGAUCUGGACAAGGAGUACCGGGAUUUCCCAGAGGAGAAAAUCUGGAGCCCGAGAGAGGAAGUGAACAAAUGGGUUCCCCUGUACGUCUUCAUGGCUCGUUCUGUGCUCACGUUCGCCCAAGAGAGCCAGGGUGUUUCCAACAGAGACGCCAUGGAGAACUCCUGUACAGGUUACGCGGAGCAGUACAUCACGGAUGUUCUUCACGACUCGGAGUACCUGCCGGAAGUCGCGUUGAAGACGCUGCUGACGAAAGAGCUGCCGCGGAAGCUCGUUACAAGAUGGACGCCAGAGAACGUCGAGCAUUUCGUGAGUGGGAUUUCGAGGUACGGGAAGAACUUCUCGCGCAUCCAGAAGGAGCUUCUUCCACAGAAGAACACGAAGGACAUCGUGGACUUCUAUUACGCAUGGAAAUGGUCCGAUUCUGCGAAGCAGCUGAGGAAUUGUCGUCGACGUCGUCGUCCCAACGCUAAGCGACGUUUUCCAUCGAUUGGGUGCAUCUUCGGCGAGCUAUCAUCCCCGAAGAUCGUGACUCGCAGCGUGACCGCAGCCACGAGGCUCUCUCUGCAGAAGGGUGACCAAACCCUCAGCGUGGCGAACCUCGCGAAAUCUUCGAGAGUUGUGAGAAAAAGACGGAGUGGUUCGUUGGCUGUUCGAUGAUGCUUUAAUGAUCGCUGUGCCUGGCUCAGGGCUUUCGAGAGUACCGAAUCGACGUCAGCUUUUCGACGUCGAUGAACUUUGCCAUUUUAUGGGAAUUAAUUUUAUACGGUCGAUGUAAAUAUCGUGUUGUAAAUACCUACAGUAUGACGUCGUGGUUAAUGUUUUAGGGAGACUACGAGCUAUUUGAACGCUCUCGAAAUUAGGGUUGAAGCAAAGGGCGAAUUGGUUUUGGA
Molecule: messenger RNA, 1324 nt
Organism: Eufriesea mexicana
Lineage: Eukaryota; Metazoa; Arthropoda; Insecta; Hymenoptera; Apidae
Product: arginine-glutamic acid dipeptide repeats protein
Exons: 5
Coding region: 357-1091 (244 amino acids)
Biological process (GO): negative regulation of transcription by RNA polymerase II
Cellular component (GO): nucleoplasm
Molecular function (GO): transcription corepressor activity; histone deacetylase binding
Source: RefSeq, a predicted model, not a curated record